Astrephomene gubernaculifera is the source of this 1153-nucleotide messenger RNA. The record is from the annotation of a GenBank genome assembly. NCBI's taxonomy places the organism in Eukaryota, Viridiplantae, Chlorophyta, Chlorophyceae, Chlamydomonadales, Astrephomenaceae.
AUUGGUGACGCACCGCCUUGACAUUUCUGCAGCCGCACAGCGUUCGUUUCUUGGCAGCUGACUCGCCGGUUAGGAACGUCUGGGCUGUGGUGCUUUUGUCCGAGCAGCACCACAGCCCCUCGAAAAUGCGCCAGCUACGGUUUGCUAUGGUCUGCGCGUCAAACCAAAACAGGUCCAUGGAGGCUCAUGCGAUGUUGAAGAAGAAUGGCAUGAACGUCAGUUCGUUCGGCGUCGGUGCGCAUGUGAAGCUUCCCGGGCCCAGUCAGAAGGAGCCUAACGUAUAUAAGUUCGGCACGCCGUACAAGACAAUCUACGAUGACCUUUCCUCCAAGGACCCGGAGCUCUACACGCGCAAUGGCCUGCUGCAGAUGCUGCGCAGGAACAUGGGCGUCAAACUGGCGCCAGAGCGGUAUCAGGAGAACAGGGACCAUUUUGAUGUGGUCGUCACGUUUGAGGAGCGCGUGAUGGAGCAGGUGCUGGAAGACAUGAACCAGCGGGCCCAAGUGACCCUCCAACCCGUGCUGGUAUGCAACAUGGACGUGAAGGACAACCCCGAGGAGGCCGCACGCGCGGCGGCCGCCACCCUCAAGCUCUGCCAGAUGCUGGAGCUAGGAGGCGAGUGGGAGGACUCGGUGGACGGUGUGGUGGCGCAGUUUCAGCAGGAGACGGGUCGCCGCCUUACCUACACCAUCUGCUACUACUAGCAGCAGCUGCAUGAGUGGGGGUAGGGGGGGUAGCCGCAGCUGCAUGAGUGGAGUCUGUGCCAUGCCGCGCUUAAGUGUCCCUCUGCAACUUCAUAGUGGGUUAACAGGAAGGACGGCGUGGGAACGUCCAAACGUUGGGAGCUUGUGGCAGCGUGGCGUAAUGCAGGAAUACUUCCAGGUCAAUAACUUGGUGUCAAGGGCCGUGGUGGCGCAUGUGCGAGCGGCCGCACGGGGCCGGGUUGUGCGAUUGCGUGGAAAGGUGUGGAGAGGUGUCAAGACUGGGAAGCGAUUUGUUCCGCAGUACGGCAUGUAGCAGACAGUUGAGGUGCAGGCAAACGCAGAGGUCCGAGUGAGGGCAUAGAUCCCGUAAGACAGCGCUGGUGCGCAAUCGGCAUCGCAGGUCCUUUACAACGUCAGUGUCCUCUAUACCUAUCAAGAUUGUCCUCCAC